Messenger RNA from Biomphalaria glabrata, 1989 nucleotides. Its product is annotated as large neutral amino acids transporter small subunit 1-like. Gene Ontology annotation, cellular component: membrane. Gene Ontology annotation, molecular function: L-amino acid transmembrane transporter activity. The transcript has 12 exons. The record is from RefSeq and is a predicted model, not a curated record. Lineage: Eukaryota; Metazoa; Mollusca; Gastropoda; Planorbidae. Gene Ontology annotation, biological process: amino acid transmembrane transport. Bases 265 to 1806 code for a protein of 513 amino acids.
AAUGACAAAAAGUGCUCGCACGGAUGAAGGGAGAACACUGUGACUAUUAGAAUAGAUCUAGAUCACAAGGUCUAAAUUAGACGACUCGAAAUCAAGAUUGACAGCUUGGUAAGCCUACACUAAAAUUAAAUAAACGGACUCAUACAGACAUAUAUGUCACUUAGAUCUAUAUUUCUAGUAUUAGUAGUAUAGAUCUCUACUAUAGAACACUCCAAGAUCUUCACUUAGUCAAGUUAGUCCUGACAACAGUACAGGUACUUAAAAAUGAACAGAUCAUCUGGUUUAUUGAAUACAUCAAGACAUAAAAACACUGACACAGACAAAUAUCAUGAAAAAGAAACUUGUAACAAAAAUGUGGCAGUCAAAGACAAUACAAUAAUUAAUGGAGACAUCAAUGAACAAGUCAAGAAAGUGGAAUUGAAGAAAUCCAUUAGUUUUUUUGGAAUAGUCGCUAUUGCUAUUGCCAAUAUAGGAGGCACUGGUAUUUUCAUUGCUCCAACAACGAUUCUCAAAUUCUGUGGGUCACCUGGUUUGGCCAUGAUUAUGUGGACAGCUGGUGGCUUCAUGCAGGCUAGCAUGGCAACAUGUGUGAUGGAGGUUGCUCUGAUGUUUCACAAAGCUGGAGGGCCGUAUUAUUUUGUCUAUCAGACUUUUGGGGAUUUACCAGGGUUUGUUUUUAUGUGGGGAUAUUUGAUAUUCCUUGCUGCACCGUCAUGGGCACUGGGAGCAUAUACAACAAGCUUGUACAGUUUGUCAAUGGUAUACAAAGACUGCAGCCCACCUGAGGAGCUCGUGAAAUUACUUGCUGCCUGGAUAAUGAUUUCAGUCAUUGCUAUCAAUUGCACGUACAUGAAAGUCAUAACUGUGAUUCAGAAGUUUCUCACUUCUUGCAAGGUGAUAGCACUUAUCAUCAUCAUUAUUCUCGGAUUAAUGCAAGUUCCAACAGAUAUAGGCCAGGAACAUAUCUAUCACUUCAUGGAUGGUACCAAUAAAGAUGUUGGACACAUAGCUUUGGCUUUGUUUGCAGCAUUCUAUGGAUUUGGUGGCUGGCCAAUUAUCACAAUUUUAACAGAGGAGGUGAAGAAACCAGAAAGAGAUUUACCUCGAGGUCUUGGCUUUAGCUUUCUUUUCCUUAUAACUACAAUGGUGGCCGCUAAUUUUGCUUACUUUACUGUCUUAUCCAAAGAGGAUGCUUUGAAAUCUGAUGCUGUUGCCAUGUUGUUUGCACGAAUGAUUCACCCAGUGCUGCCUUUUGUGUUGGUUGUGCUCAUUUGUUUGUGUUCCAUUGGCACAUUGAAUGUUCUUAUUCUUAGUCAAUCAAGAAUGAUAUUUGCUGCAGGCAGAAAUGGUCACAUGCCCAGAUUUAUGACAAUGUUACACAAAAAGUUUCAUACACCUUGGCCUGCAACAUUUGCACUGGGAUCUUUAGCCAUUGUGAUGCUGUUAACAGCAGAAAGUAUAGAAUCUUUGAUUUCAGUUGUCAGUCUUUACACAGGUCUCAUGAUCCUUAUUUUGUUGCUGUGUUUUUUUACCUUACGAUGGAAAUCCCCAACAAUACACCGUCCUUUAAGAGUGCCAUUGAUAUUACCAAUUCUAGCAACAAUCCUGACUGUGUUUUUGAUAGUUGUAUCAGUUAAGGAAAAAACUCAAGAACUUGGUUUUGUAGCUCUAGUUGUUUUCCUUGGAGUUCCAGUAUAUUUUAUAUGCAUUAGUUGGCAAAAACCUGCCAACUUUUUCAGACAUAUUGAUACAGUGGGCAGAUAUCUACAAUUGUCCUUAAAUCUUCAUUAUGAAAAUGCCAUUUAAAGACGUGUAUCAGCUGAGAAGUUUUAUCAAAACAAGUAAAGACCUAAUGGACAAAUCGUUAAUUAACUUGAUGGUUUUUUUUUUGUUCAGUGGAGCUGUUAUUGUUUCAAUAUACUCUGUUGAUUUAAAAAAAAAAUGGGUUCAAUUCGCAUUUAUUAUUUUUUACAUUUUGCAUUUUUUUUU